Saccostrea cuccullata (small rock oyster) is the source of this 3483-nucleotide messenger RNA. RefSeq lists its product as uncharacterized. The transcript is spliced from 25 exons. Gene Ontology annotation, biological process: establishment or maintenance of epithelial cell apical/basal polarity; heterophilic cell-cell adhesion; cell-matrix adhesion. Bases 1 to 3483 code for a protein of 1160 amino acids. Gene Ontology annotation, cellular component: plasma membrane; protein-containing complex. NCBI's taxonomy places the organism in Eukaryota, Metazoa, Mollusca, Bivalvia, Ostreida, Ostreidae. The record is from RefSeq and is a predicted model, not a curated record. Gene Ontology annotation, molecular function: calcium ion binding.
AUGACUUAUACAACUUUGAUUGUAGUAAUAGUAUCAGCAAUGCUUAACAUUUGUAUCUGCUACCCUCUGAGUCAGUUCUAUAGUUAUGGUUUAGCGGCCGGAGACAGCGAAUUGCCAGCUAAUGACGACAACUACACUUCUAGUAUUCCAAUAAGUGUGUCUUUUCCUUUCUUUGGUUCCUCAUACACCUCAAUUUACGUGAAUAACAAUGGCGACGUUACAUUUGAGACUCCAUUAAGGCAGUAUACCUCACAACCCUUCCCAAUAAAUGGCUCUCAUAGAAUCAUAGCACCAUUCUGGACUGAUAUAGAUACAAGAUACGGGGGUAAAUUGUGGUAUCGCACAACAACAGACAGAACUAUAUUGCAAAGAGGAACGAAUAAAAUUAACACUCUCUUUCCUGAUAUUGUACCUUUCAAUGCCACGUGGAUGAUGGUAAUUACAUGGAAGGAUGUAGCUGCAUAUCGUUGUUCCACCAGUGGAACAAUAAGCUGUCAACAGGUGGGGUUUAACGCUGGUGAUGGAGAACAUUAUUAUUCAGUGAAUGGUUCAAGGACAGACGCAGUAUUAAAUCUUCCUCAAAUGUCUAAUAUUAAUAUUUCUGGACAGUUUGUGUUUAGAGUGGAUCAAGCAAAAAUAACCAAUGCAGAUACCGUUGACGAAUGUGCCAGUUCUCCCUGUGUUCACGGAAACUGUUCCAUUGAAUACCUUCACUAUGAAUGUAUCUGUGAUCCUGGAUACACGGGUGUAAACUGUGAAAAUGAAAUUGAUGAGUGCCAAAGUUCGCCAUGCAUCCAUGGAAAUUGCUCUGACCACCUAAAUCAUUAUACCUGUCAAUGUCAGGAUGGAUUUACAGGAACAAACUGCCAGACAGAUAUGGUGGACGAAUGUGUCAGCUCUCCCUGUGUUCACGGAAACUGUUCAAAUGAAUACCUUCAUUAUGAAUGUUUCUGUUUUGGUGGAUACACAGGCGUUAACUGUGAAACUGAAAUUGAUGAGUGCCAAAGUUCGCCAUGUAUCCAUGGAAAUUGCUCUGACCACCUAAAUCAUUAUACCUGUCAAUGUCAGGAUGGAUUUACAGGAACAAACUGCCAGGCAGAUAUUAACGAGUGUGCUAGUUUUCCUUGUGUUCAUGGUAACUGUACGGAUCGUAUCAAUGGAUACACGUGUAAUUGUACGCCGGGGUAUUCUGGAACCCAUUGUGAAGAAGAUAUCAAUGAAUGCCAAAGCUCACCUUGUGUUCAUGGAAACUGCUCUGACCUUAUUAAUCACUACACAUGUCAGUGUUAUGCGGGAUAUACCGGAACCAAUUGUGAGAUAGAUAUUGAUGAAUGUGCCAGUUCUCCCUGUAUACACGGUAACUGUACUGAUCAAGUCAAUGGAUACACCUGUCAGUGUAUACCUGGAUAUACUGGAGUCCAGUGUGAAACAGAAAUUGAUGAGUGUUCAUGUUCACCAUGUAUGCACGGAUCAUGCAUCGAUGAAAUUAAUAAUUAUAUUUGUGUCUGUGAUACAGCAUAUUAUGGGAGAGAUUGUUCACAAUUUAACGUCUCUUACCUGAUACCAUUAUUGAUAGGAUUACUGCUGUUGGUAUUAGCUCUAGUUUUAUUAUUUCUAUGGAAAAGAAUGAAAAGAGACAGCGAAAGUGAGACGUUUGGAGUCAUUUACUUUAGUGAUACACCUUUAGGACCUAGUAAGACAUCGUUUGGAAAACAGACACAAAAUUCCUCUACUUUUCCUACAUUCAUGGGAUAUUUAAAUCUGUUAUGGCGAAGAAUCACAGAAUUGACUAAAUCAAGUGGAAAAAUAAAUGCAAUUUCGAGCAAUACCCCGGAAAACAUACAACGUAUGAAAGAUAGUUCUGCAUUUCAGACAAGCAAAAUUCAUCAGAAACGUGUAGAUAUGCCUAAGAUUUUAAGUGUAUGUGAAAUAGACGAGAUAAAACAAUAUAUCCUGAACAAGCCCAAACUGAUUUCAAUGAAAUUUGGAAUCGUACGUAUAUUUUUUAUGAUAAAUGCCAUUUGUCAAUUUGUUAAUUGUUACCCACUUAAUCAGUUUUAUCCGUUUGGUUUGGCUGCCGGUGACCGUGAACUACCGUCAACUGAUGAUGGUUAUACAUCAAACAUUACAACAUCCGUACCAUUUCCUUUCUUUGGAUCGUCUUUUUGUUCUUUAUUUGUGAACAAUAACGGUGACGUCACAUUCCAAACUCCAUUAAGUCAAUAUUCCUCCGAACCCUUCCCAAUUAAUGGCUCUCACAGAAUUAUUGCACCAUUUUGGUGUGACAUUGACACAAGCAAAGGAGGUCACCUGUGGUAUCGUACAACAUCGGAUUCAGCAACAUUACAACAAGGGACGAAUAAAGUUCGCUCUCUGUUCCCAGACCUCGCGACUUUUUCUGCGUCUUGGAUGCUGGUAGCUACAUGGGAGGAUGUAUCAUCUUACAGAUGCGAUGCUUCUGGUCCAAUUUACUGUAACCAGGGAAAUACAUUUCAACUUCUUCUCAUCACUGACGGGGUUCAUUCUUUUGCUGUUUUUAACUACAAUAAAAUAAAUUGGAGCGUCUCGGCACAGGUCGGAUUUAAUGCUGGAGAUGGCACAAACUUUUACUCCGUAACUGGAUCAAGAACAGACGCUGUCUUAAAUCUUCCUCAAAUGUCAAACAUUGGUAUCCCAGGAGAGUAUGUAUUUAGGGUGGACCAAAAUAAGAUUUCUAAUGCAGACACUGUUGACGAAUGUGCCAGUUCUCCCUGUGUUCAUGGAAAUUGUUCAAAUGAAUACCUGUAUUAUGAAUGUUUCUGUGACCCUGGAUACUCAGGCGUCAACUGUGAAAAUGAUACUGACGAAUGCCAAAGCUCUCCAUGUAUCCAUGGAAACUGUUCCGACCACCUUAAUCAUUUUACAUGUCACUGUCAGGAUGGAUAUACAGGACGUAUUUGUGAAACUGACAUAGACGAGUGUUCGAGUUCUCCAUGUAUAUUUGGCACAUGCACGGACCAUGUCAAUAGCUAUGUAUGUGAUUGUUUGUCUGGGUAUUCUGGAAAGAAUUGUGAAACUGAUGUAGACGAAUGUCAAAGUUCACCAUGUACCAAUGGUAACUGUUCAGACCAUGUAAACAGAUACACUUGUCAAUGUUAUGCAGGAUAUGCAGGAAUAAAUUGUGAAAUAGAUAUUAACGAAUGCACCAGUUCUCCCUGUAUUCACGGUAACUGUACUGAUCAAGUUAAUGGAUACAUCUGUCAAUGUAUACGUGGAUAUACUGGAGUCAUUUGUGAAACAGAUAUUGAUGAAUGCACGAGUUCUCCUUGCGAGCACGGUGCCUGUACAGAUGGACUUAAUAGCUAUAUAUGUGACUGUGACACAGGCUACUAUGGAAGACAGUGCUCUAACUGUAAAAUCUAUUUGUCACCAUUUCUGAUUGGUCUUUCAUUGUGGUUUCUCGCAUUGCUUGCUUUGCUGAUAAUAAAAAGGUUUAAGAGGUGA